AUGGCAGCUGCCGUAAUUAGUUUGACUUACACCGUCGAUGAUGGUAGUGACUUCAAAGGUACGUAUCUACGCAACGGCCAAGCCACCGUAUCAAAUAUUACCUGUUAUCUUCACGGACGUAACUCGCCCUGCGACAACGAGGUUACAACGAGCGCUCUUGCUCACGCAUACGGCGAAGACACGCUUGGGCCUGAUGACACGUCAGGUCUUCAGUGCGGCGGCUAUUCUGAUCUAGCAAGCGUCAUCAACUCGAAAUCGAAUUUUCGAUAUUAUUGUCGUCGCAACACCACCAUUCAAGAGUUCGCCUACCGCUUCAACGAAUACAAUGAACAUGACGAACAGCAAGCCUAUCCUCACUUCACAGAUCGAGUGAUCACAGCAUCUUCCGGUACCUGUAAUGAGUACAACCAGACCAAUUUUGACAACACGGGCCACAUUGGUACCGACAACAGUGAUGAUGAUUCGAACUUUAUCAGCUCCAUUCGAUACACUUACUCCAACGACAGCACGAACCGCAACGGGAGCAUUAAUAUCCCAACCUCCGCGUUGGGCAACGAAGGAACCACGUACAUCUUUCGAGGCCCUGAGGCACCGAAAGAUGCCAAGACCAAUGGCUAUGCGUGUGGAGACCGCUGCAUCUGGAUGUGGGCUUACAAAAAUCCUAGUAGCAGUAAUGAUGACCCAGGCCACAGGUUCUACGCAUGCCCUAUCACCGUCAGUUUGGUUUCCAAUGUGAAGAACCCACAACAUAACAUCACCAAUGACGUAGCGCGACAAGCCGCGGCAUCGAUUGCCCUGCAAGGACAAUUCCACGCAGGAGCAGGGACUCCUUUCGAUUGGACUCAGUGGCAAUGGUACGCGAGUGGGUAA
Molecule: messenger RNA, 870 nt
Organism: Bacidia gigantensis
Lineage: Eukaryota; Fungi; Ascomycota; Lecanoromycetes; Lecanorales; Ramalinaceae
Exons: 1
Coding region: 1-870 (289 amino acids)
Source: RefSeq, a predicted model, not a curated record